Molecule: messenger RNA, 1011 nt
Organism: Trematosphaeria pertusa
Lineage: Eukaryota; Fungi; Ascomycota; Dothideomycetes; Pleosporales; Trematosphaeriaceae
Product: GroES-like protein
Exons: 4
Coding region: 1-1011 (336 amino acids)
Biological process (GO): alcohol metabolic process
Molecular function (GO): alcohol dehydrogenase (NADP+) activity; zinc ion binding
Source: RefSeq, a predicted model, not a curated record
AUGACGCCUGCACCAGCAACCGAAUACUCUGUCUACCGUGGGAGCGAGGGAGCCGUGAAGAAGGCGCUGGCCAAACUGCCUUCCCUUGGGCCAAAAGAAGUCCUUGUCAAGAUCACGCACUCCGGUUUAUGCGGGACGGAUCUCGCGUAUAUCCCUUACGGUAUCGCUCUUGGCCAUGAGGGCGUGGGCAUAGUUGAAGCGAUCGGAAGCGACGUGACCCAGUUUAAAGUCGGGGACCGAGCCGGUGGCGGGUACCAUCGCAACUCCUGCGGCCACUGCAGCUACUGCCUGUCCGGGCAGGAUAUCUGGUGCUACGAGCGCAGCGUCUACGGUGAAAAAGACUAUGACAACGGGACUUUUGGCGAGUAUUACGUCGGAGUCGAGACAUAUCUCCACAAAAUCCCGGAGAGCAUGGCAAGUGAGCAUGCUGCGCCGAUGCAGUGCGCCGGAGCGACGACGUACAACGCCCUUGUAUCCGUCGUAAAGCCAGGAGAGCGCGUCGGCAUCAUCGGAAUCGGAGGCCUAGGCCAUCUCGCUGUCCAAUUCGCACGAAAGCUUGGAACUGAAGUCGUGGUUUUCAGCACCAGCAAAAGCAAGGAGGAGGAAGCUCGGAAGCUGGGUGCGUCCGAGUUCUACCUGUUAGACGAGCUCGACAAGAUCCAGAAGCCAGUGAAUACGCUGGUCGUGGCGGGUAACCGCUACCCGGACUGGAACAAGUUCCUAGUAAAGAACGUCGUCGCUCGUGCCGGCAACAUCGUGCCUCUCUCUGCUCCGCAUGGGGCUAUAGAACUCCCUGCUUUCCCGCUCUUCUUCGACGGGUACAACGUCCGCUCCAGUCUCGUCGCGUCUCGGGCCAAGCACGACGAGAUGCUUGCAUUCGCCGCGGCGCAUGAUGUGAAGCCCUGGGUGGAGAAGUUUGAGCUGACUGAGAAGGGUAUCCAGGAGGCUAUUGGGAAGCUCAAUGGCAACAAGAUGCGCUACCGAGGCGUGCUAGUUGCGCAGGAGGCGUAG